This is a messenger RNA of Rubroshorea leprosula, 1757 nucleotides long. The record is from the annotation of a GenBank genome assembly. Lineage: Eukaryota; Viridiplantae; Streptophyta; Magnoliopsida; Malvales; Dipterocarpaceae.
UAUUUGGGCAGUUGGUGGGCUUUGUUUCUGAAGCUUUAAUGGGCUCAACUAACUAGCCUUGUUCAUGGAUGGCUCAUGGCUGUCGAGCUUUGUUUGCAACCUUAAAAGAGCUGAGCACCAUCAUGUGCUAGUUUGGCUUUUUAACAAGUGUGAGAUUGACCCAAAUGUUGUUAUUGAGGUUAAUGAAUGAGUGGCGUGCAGGCCAUUUGUCCUAUUUGAUUGUCAACUCAUGCUCUAAUAUGUGUCUACUGCUUGUAAUUAUCUGCUUUUAAGUGGACAAUGAGGGUUAUUGUUCAUGUUUUGCAUCUCUGCCCUUGAAAAGAAACGUAGAUUGCAAGGUUAUCUGCAUCUCUUAUUUCAUUUUCCACAAGAGUUUCAUUAAUGUUGCCUUUUCAUUGAUUUAAAGGACCGGGCCAAUGAGAUAUAUAAGAAGGUAGAAGAUCAAAAAUCUAGUAGAGGAAGAAAUCAGGAUGCUUUGUUAGCUGCUUGCCUUUACAUUGCGUGUAGGCAAGAGGACAAACCACGCACUGUUAAGGAAAUAUGCUCUGUUGCCAAUGGAGCCACAAAGAAAGAAAUUGGCCGAGCAAAAGAAUAUAUUGUUAAACAAUUGGGAUUAGAGACUGGUCAGUCUGUGGAGAUGGGUACGAUACAUGCUGGUGACUUCAUGGUGAGCUUCAUUUUCUUUUAUGUUAACUUUUUUUGCCAAUGAUUUCAAGUUGCUGCUGUCUUAGUUCUUGUUUUAUACGUGAAAAGUUUAAUAUCUGUUAUCUUGUGUGGUAUCUAUCGUCUGUAAUUGGUGGUGUUUACUUCUUAAUCAUUAGAGACGCUUUUGUUCCAAUCUUGGUAUGACUAAUCAAGCAAUUAAAGCUGCCCAAGAAGCAGUUCAGAAGUCAGAGGAGUUUGAUAUAAGGCGAAGCCCCAUAUCAAUUGCAGCAGCUGUUAUUUAUAUUAUAACUCAGCUUUCUGACAAUAAGAAGCUUCUUCGAGGUUUGAUAUUUUUAUAUUAUAUGUCAAGUAAAAUGGUUCCUUGGGUAAACUUUAGGCAGUAAUAUUUCUGGUGGUUGUUCCCAUUCAUAUAAUUACUUCUAGACUUGCAUUUUCAUGUCGCAUUUUAGUAGCUAGACAUUUCUUCCAAUACAUUAUACAUGAAUUUGAUAGAAAAAGGGGUUUGGUUGAAUGCAGAUAUUUCAAUUGCUACUGGAGUAGCAGAAGGCACUAUCCGAAAUUCAUACAAGGAUCUUUAUCCGCAUGUUUCAAAGAUAAUACCAAACUGGUAUGCCAAGGAAGAGGAUCUCAAAAGCCUAAACAGUCCUUAAAUGCAUCACAGCAAUAAAAUUAUCUCAACAUGGACAUCAUAAACAUGGACUCAAGCUCUCACCCUUGGACGGCUGCUGGAAACUCCUGAGCAGAAACAAUGCUUUAAGUGUUAAAAUUUUAUCUGUUUUUUACUCCUCAUUUUCCUCCAUAACCAUGUUAUGCACAGUUUAGAGAAAGAGAAACGAAAGAAAAGCCAGAGUCUUCUUAUGGUAUCCGAUUAUAAUUUAUGUUUAAACUUGUGGCAACAAUUCUUUGGAUGGUUGAUGUAGAACUGCAAGAUACAAGUUGGAUAAUGGUGAUUAUAUCUUCAUGUCAGUAAUCUUUGGUUCCUGAUAACAUUAGGUGUUUGUCUGGUGGCCGCCACUUGCGCUGUGUCAUUUAUUUAUUUUUUACAUAUGGAGAGUUAUUUGUUGGUGUUUUAGAGGUUUGAACUUUUAAUU